Molecule: messenger RNA, 3570 nt
Organism: Fusarium poae
Lineage: Eukaryota; Fungi; Ascomycota; Sordariomycetes; Hypocreales; Nectriaceae
Exons: 4
Coding region: 1-3570 (1189 amino acids)
Biological process (GO): protein transport
Source: RefSeq, a predicted model, not a curated record
AUGAAUGGCAACGGCCACAUGAACGGAAAGUCGAAUGGAAAGCCUAUUGCUGGCCGCAGAAGACCAAUCAAGCAGAGAAGAAGUAUUGUGGCAUGGACUUUCAAUGUCGUAGCUAGACUCGCGACAUGGGCCGCCAUUCUCACUGUCCUUUUCCGAUGCCCCUCAUCACUUGAGGAGUGUAACGAGACAUCUCCAUCUAUCUGCAAACCUUACUUCCAGAUCAAGAACACCGUGCAACCCCAAGUUCAACCGUACUACGACCAUUACGCAGCACCCUACGUCGAGCUCGCCCGUCCCUACUACGACACUGUUGAUAGCAAGGUCUGGCAGCCCACCCGUGCGUAUGCUGUUCAAUAUGGAGCUCCUUGGGUCGAAAAGGCGCGAGCGCACACUCUGGCUCAAUGGGAGAAGAAUGGACAACCCCAGCUCGUCAAGUACCAGGCUCUUGCACGUACGCAUUAUGACCAGUCUGUUGGACCCCACGUGAACAAAGCUGGGGAGAAGCUUGGUCCAUACUACGACAUCGCUCGUACCAACGGAUUGCAAGUCUACUACGAAUAUCUGCAGCCAGGCUAUGCCUACGUUCACCCGUACGCUGUUCGAGGCUACGAUGCAGCCUCCGACUUCACCAAGACCACUGCGCUCCCUACCGCUUAUUGGACCUACAACAAGACUUAUUCUUUCCUCGACAGCAACGUCUGGCCCCACGUUCGAUCUGUCUAUGCUCAGAGUGUUGAGCCGCAACUCGUUCGCAUUGGUGAGCGCUUAGGACGUUACAAGAACAAGUCCAAGUCUAUCCAGGAGAACUAUGCUGCAAGCUACGUGACCGGAACAGCCGCUUCUUCCUUCCAGAAACCCACUCAGAGCACCACGUCUGUUGCUUCCGUCGAGCCUGUUAAGUCCUCGUCUCAAGCUCCUGUUGCCACAGAGAGCCCCGAGCCUGUUGCUGAGCCUCCUUCUCAGGAGUACAUCAACCCUGUACAGGCCCCUCCUGCCACUGAGAAUGAGAGCGCGAAUCGACGCAAGGCUCGGGAGAUGGUGGCUCAGGACUUGGAGACUUGGCAAACCAAGUUUGCCACACAGGCUGAUGAGGGUGCCACUGAUCUGGAAGAGCGCGUUGGCGAAAUUGCCAAGCGUGUGAUUCAGGAAAAGGUCAACACCAAUGGCAAGAAGCUUUUCAACGAUCUUGAAGCCACAAUUGAUAAGGAACUCAAGAGUCUGCGAAGCAAGAUCUCAACCCUCGCCGGAUCCAAGGAACAAGGUGUAGAUGAAGAGAUUGUUUCCGCUGUGCGAGCUUCUGGCAAGACCAUCAAGCAAAAGGCACAAGCUAUUCGACAGUGGCGCCAAACAUAUGACCAGGAGCUCCAGGAAACUGUUGUCACCGUUGCUGAUGUUCACUUCCAGGUCUUGGACGAGACUAGAAACCUCGCUCUGCAGCAGAUUGGUAUGAGGUGGGCAUGGACUGACGGCAUCACCUACAAGGACUGGGCCAAGUAUCAUGAGCUGAAGGCUACUCUCAACGAGUGGACUGAGCAGCUCAAGCAAUUGGUUGUUACCCACCCUGGCCUUCUCGAGGCUCAGGACGCCGCCGCACGAGUUGAGGACGAAGGCAUGGAAAUAGCCUCUGUCGCUGCCAAGGAAUUGGCCCGACUUAAGGAAGUCGCUCGCUGGAAGGUCACUGCCGGAGACACAUCAGACAACUUUGAUAGCGACGCCAUGAAGCUUGCUGCCGAGCAAGCUAUUGCAGCCAAGGAAGCAGACGAAAAGACUCCUGCCCAGGAAGAUAACGCUGCCUCCAGCCUCUCCGAAGCUGUGGAAGAAGCCACCGCCGAGACUGAAGAGGUCGUCGAGGAAAGCUGGGAGAGCUUCUGGGGCGCAUUGAAUGCCGAGCCUGUCAAGGAGGAGGUCUCCCAAGCUGCCGAAGCUGCUAGCUCGAGCGCCUCGUCCAUCGUUGACGAACCCAAUGUGAUCGAGAAGGCCACCGAGGUCGUAUCAAACAGUGCCGAAUCCAUCGCCAGCGGCGCCUCCAGUGUUGUUUCUGAGGGCGAGAAGAGCGCCAGUAGUGUCGUCCAAAACGCCUCGGAGACUAUUGAGUCUCUAUCUUCAACCGCGUCUGAAUCCGCCACCGCCGUCAGCGAAGAAGCUUCAAGUGAACUCUCGGAAGUAAUUGAUUCAGCCACCAAUGUCGCAGAGUCAGAUGACAGCAUCAGCAAUGGUAGUGAAGAGCCCCUUGCGGCUGAUGGCAAGGAGCCACUCGUCGAGAUUGAGGAGGACCCUGUGAUGCACCGAGACGAGACCCCUCUGUCUGACCAGUAUGAGCAUGUCAAGCCUGCUUUCCUCGGCGCUGCUGCUCAAGAGGUUCCUCACCGACAGAUUGUUCUCGACGACUACGUCGAUACGGAUGCGAUUGCCAGCGCCACCGAUGCUGCUCAGUCCGUGUACUCGAACGCUGUGUCUCGUGCAUCUGAGCAAUAUUCGAGCGCCCUCUCUGUCGUCUCUGCCCAAAUUUACGGAACCCCCAAGCCAGUUCAUGAACAGCUCCUGUCUUCUGUCUCGGAUUCUUACGACAAGGCAGUCUCUGCUGCUGGCGAUCAAUUUGACAAGGCCAAGUCUGCCGCCACAACCGCGGCUUCACAGUUGCCUGCCACUACUACUGUUCCCACCUGGCUCGACUGGGAGCGCAUUGAGUCUAUUGCGUCCCAGAGACUGAAUGAAGGCCGUCUUUGGGCUGAGGUUCAGUACCAGAGUGCUCUCAUCGCUGCAGGACUUGCCACACCUACCCCUUCCUCAGUCCCUGAGAAAUACCUCCAGCAGGCUAAGCUUAACUAUUACGCUGGCCUUGGCAUGGCCCAGGACCGAUACUCUAACUUCCUGGCUGGUGCAUCCUCUGCUCUCUCUUCUUUGACUGCCACCCCUACCCCCACUGACCUUGUUGGGUCUGCGUCUUCUGCUGCUUCUGUGGCUCGCGAGUCGGCUGCUUCAGCUGCUCAAGCUGCUGCUGAUGCGGCUGGAUCUGCCUACUCAGCUGCUGAUGACACUGUCAAGUCUGCAGUCAAGGCUGUAGAUGAUACUGUUUCUUCUGUCGUCGAUGCCGCCAAUGAGCAAAUUUCUAGCGCUGGUCUGGCUAUCGGUGACUCUUGGAACAGCGUUAUCGAGCAAAUUAGUGGCCAGGUCUAUGGCGAGCCAACUCAAAUUGCCUGGUACGAGCAUGUCUGGGAUGACGCUGGCUCCUACGCCUCCAAGGCCACCGGCGCUGCUGCUGAUAAGGCAUCUAUUGCCUCUGAAGCAGCUGCAGCAUCAGCCAUCACCGCUUCCGCCGAGGCCAUGAAGCAGUACGAAGCAGUGAGCGGUCUCGUCUCUGAGCUCAUUAGUGGCAAGGAACCCUCUUUCACUGACAGCGUUCUGUCCCGAUUCCAAGCAGCUUAUGCUACCGCCGCUGCCAAUGCUGAAAGCCUCAGGAGCCAAGCCAACGAAGCUGCCUCAUCUGUUGGCGACCGGGUUGGCAGCGCAGCUAGCGGUGCUACUGAAGCCGUCAAGGAGAACUUCCAGCGAGGCAAGGAUGAGCUGUAA